UUCACUGUUCUCGGUUAGUGCCUCGUUUGCGCGUGCGCAGCGCCCGUACGCGCUCUCUGUGAAAUAUACUACGAACACUUGUGUACAAGAGUUAUUGAAAACGAGUGAAAAUUAACGCGUAAGUGACCAAUAACAUCGAGUAAUGUGCUCGUAGGAGUAGACAAACAAGAUGACAACGAUAUGGAGUGCCAAAGACCAAAUAAGGAUUAUGAAGCUAGUGAAUGUGAUAAGUGAGUGAUUCAAGCCACAAUGGAAGGCGUUAGAGUGACGCACCAGGGAGUGCGCGCCCAUUCGGCCGAAGGUUCGGCGGGCCGCAUCACCCAAGCCGGGCUGGCUGCGCGGAGCCCUGAGGGGACAGCUGCUAAAGGAAUGGCCAUUAAAGGACAUGAAGAUUUAUGGGUCGAAAUCCAAGCCAAUACCUUUAGAAACUGGGUGAACGAAACACUAAAACCAGUGGACAUAAAGGUCGUGGACUUGGUUGAAGAUUUAAGGGAUGGCACUGUGUUGUGUUCACUGGUGGAGGCCUUGCAGGGUCGCAGAUUGAAAGGUUGGAACACCAGCCCCAACAAUCAACAUCACAAAUUGGAAAAUGUCACCACAGCCCUCCAAGCUAUUGAAGACGAUGGUGUAAAACUUGUCAAUAUUGGUAAUGUGGACAUCGUCAAUGGCAAUCUUAAACUUAUAUUAGGAUUAAUCUGGUCACUAAUUGUUCGAUACCAAAUUGGUAGAAGCAAAUUCCCUCCAAGAAAACUAAUGUUAUCGUGGUUACAGUCUGCACUGCCAGACUGCCGUGUUAACAACCUGACGACUGAUUGGAACAGUGGUGUAUUACUUUCUGCGUUACUUGACUAUUGUAAGCCUGGUACAUUCCCUCAUUGGCGGGAACUAAAUCGUCACGAAGCCGUAGAGAAUUGUCGUCGAGCGAUGAAGUUAGCUCACAGAGAGCUCGACGUCCCUAUGGUAUUGGAACCAGAAUACCUUGCCUCACCAUGGCUAGAUGAGCUUUCUGGCAUGACUUAUUUGUCGUACUUCAUGAAACCUGGCUCCGCUGGGUACAGGGCUACGCUUGACUUUGUAAAUUCGCGACUGGAGAGGGGUAUAACAAACUUCACAACUGAUUGGAACGAUGGUCGAGUGGCCAAUGAACUAGUAAGAUCAAUGGGUGGACCAGCACUACCGCCGAACAGAUUGCGACGCGAUCCCGCCCGAUGGGAAGAAAAUAAUCAGCAUGCCAUUGAUGCAGCUAAGAAAAUUGGAGUUCAACCAGUAUUAUCAGCUAAGGAUAUGAGUCAAAACGAAACUGAACACUUGGGGGUGAUGACCUGGGCUACUCAAUUCCGCAAUGUCGCUCCAAGACCUCCGGUGCAUGAUAUGUUGCGAGUUGCUCUUGACUCUACGUCUGGAAGAGUUGGAGAAGAGACGUAUAUAAGAGUAGAGUCCAUAUCGAACGAGCUCUCAAUAUCAGACGUAAAAGUGUCCAUCGUUAAUCCGCUAGAACAGGAGUCUGUAUUGAAACUGAACUCCCGAGGGGCCGGUGAGUUCGUGCCGGAGCACGCCGGCAUGCACGAAAUAGUGCUCACAGUUGACGAUAUUAGAGUGGAUGGAAGAUAUUUCUUCAGGGUGCUACCAAGGCUGGUCAUGGUCCCACCGCCAGGCAUGGCGCCCUGCGCCGCUGGUAGUCUCGUGGAGGUUCUAGUCAGUGCUACUGGAGCACCAAGAAGGGAAGAUAUUGAUGUAACAGCACACUCGCCUAGCGGUCGAGCUGUUCCGCUGCAAGCGCGACACCCACCGCCUUCUGCGCCCGGCACCACUGCCUCUAGCGCCACCUUCCAACCUGACGAAGCUGGUGUAUGGACUAUAGCUAUCACUUACAAAGGCGAGCAUAUACAGGGUGGUCCAUUCACCUGUGAAGUGUUCGACCCAGCUGGUGUUCGCCUCAGUCCUGGAGCAUUGGAAGGCGCUGAGCCUCUCAAACCACAUUCCUUCGAGUUGGACACUAGCGGAUGUGGUGUGAAGGGUGAUCUGCAAUUAGAUAUAGUUCAUGACAAACGCAGCGUCAUGUGCGCUCUUGAGAAGCUAUCAGCAACGAAGUACCGCGCUACAUUCAUGCCAAAGGCGCCUGGAAAACAUAGACUGUAUAUUUACUUUAACGGAUACGACGUGCACGGCUCGCCGCACAUGUUCCGCGUAGGUUCGAGGUCGAAGAAACCUCGUGAAAGCUCUAGUCCCUCCCCGGCAUAUGCAAGAAUAUCGAGUCCAGUGACUCGUUUAAGAUCGGAAAGUCCCAUGAACCAUUACAAUUUAUACGAUUCAAGUACGACAAAACACAAUACGAGCUCGAUGGAACGUCGCGAAGAGCGACGUGACUCAGCCGAUUAUUACAAAUCAUCCUUUAGCUCAGAUACUAAAGAGAAGAGCUAUGAUAUCACAGACUCUGCAUAUUCCACGUCUAGAGCCAAUAAAAUGGAAAGCUUCACUUCGAGAUAUGGUUCCGAAAGUCCUAGAAAUAGAACUGCAAGUCCUAUAACGACAAAACAUCUGGGAAAUGGGUCUAGACUUGACCUGAAUAGGUCUACAAGUCCUUACAGAGCAGGUAGUCCGUUCAGGGCAACAAGCCCUGUAGGUCGUACAACGAGUCCGCUGGCAAGAAAAGACAGUCCUUUGAGUCCUUUGAGGACCGCAAGUCCAAUUAAUAGAGUAAGUAGUCCCACGGGAGUGAUCAGCAACGAACCUCUCUAUAGUCCAGUGACAACAACCAAGCGAGUUGUGGAAAAGCGUUCCAACUACAAGAUGUACAGCUCAUAUAGUGGCUCCCAAGAUAAUUUAGACCAAGGAAGUCCAUACUCAUCAUUGGAAACUGAUCAUGUCAGAAGACUCGGGAGCCCUAAUACGGGUGAUCCUGGAGGGAAACCUUAUGUUGGCAGAAAAGACUCUUGGGAUUCUGUUGAGAAGACAAGACAGAUGAUGAGUGCUAACAGCUUGGAUACCAGUACUCCCGAACGCUACGGACAGAGUACCCUGGAUCGAGAGACGAAGCGCAACACGCAACUAAACAAAUUCAGUGACUUCUCGCGCGAUUCAUUCAACCGACAACUGGACCGGCUCGCAGACGAUCGCGACUCUGAGACCUACACUAGUCGACAAGAGUUCAAACGCGAAGUGCGUGAAAGCUCGUACGUGGUGCGCGACUCAUCGUACAGCAGCGUCGAGGAGCGCCAGCAACAGCAACAACAACAGCAGUCUUUUUUAUCCAAUAGGCCCCCCCGCGACCCGAACGGGGGGGCCCGAACUGAAACGGACGCCGCUCACGCACGUUUCAGAUCAAUUCAAAGGGAUAACAAUAGAGGUGCCAAAGGAGUAGUCGUAAAACCGAGUUACAGAGGUGUGGUGGGACAACCUGUUGAAUUUAUAGUGGACUGCAGCAAUGCCAGGCCAGGUCAUUUAGAACUCGAAGUAUCAGGCGGUAACGGUGCCCUCGUUGCGAGUUCUGUCCGUCCUUUGGGCGGUCAUAGAUAUGCCGCAUCGUUCACGCCGCGGCUUCAGCGACCUCACGCCGUACGCGUCACAUUCAACGAAGAACACGUACCUGGAUCCCCGUGGAAGGUCGAGGUGAUGGCAGGGCCGGCGGGUGGUGGCGGGGAGCCCACAAAACUGAUCCCUGCUCGAGUGCCAGCUGUCUUCGAAAUCUCCACCUCUCCGGGAACAGCGACUUUUAACAAAAACGAGGUAGGCGUGACCGUGACAGCACCGUCUCGACGGCCAGUGACAGCCCGGGUGCUGGACGUAGCCGAGCGACCAGGAGUUUACCGCAUUGAAUUUACACCUGAAGAAGUCGGUACUCAUCUCAUCGAUGUUACAAUUGCUGAUGAUAAGGUGGCUGUGGGUCCACUGGUGGCGAAAGUUUACGAUGCCAGCCUCAUCAAAGUAACAGACGUCGGUAACGCUGUCGUCGGACAACAAUGCCAAUUUAAAGUUGACGCUAGUGCUGCUGGAGAAGGCCAAUUAGAAAUUUCUAUUAACGAGGGCGAAGUACCAAAUCACGUCCAGGUCGUAGGUGGUGGACGUUGUCUUGUAUAUUGGAAGCCAGAAACGCCAACGCCUCAUAGAGUAGACAUUAAAUUCAAUGGAGAGCCAGUUCCAUCAUCACCAUUUAUUUUUCAUGUUACGGCAGCGCACAGAGUCACCAUAGAUACGUCACAAAUUGAACUAAUACCUGUUGGAGAAACUGCAUCAUGCUCUGUACGAGUGGAAGGUUCAACAGGUGGGGAGCUCACGGUGACAGUCCGUGGCCCCCGGGGUGAAGUUCCUGUGAGGCUGACUGGAGAUGUCAUCACUGGUCUAGUAGCCAGCUUCAUACCAAGGGCUGUAGGACCUCACACACUCACAGCACAUUAUAAUAAUCAACCUAUAGCAGGAACGCCAUUUGUUUGCAAAGCAUAUGAUGGAAAAUUAGUAAGUGUGACAGGAGGUUCAUCAGCCCGAGUUGGUGUGCCAGUACAACUAGCAGUAGAUGCUGCACAGGCAGGAGAGGGAAACCUUGAAAUUACUGUUGCUGCCCAUGGACUAAACAUACCCACACAAGUACACCCACAGGGGAAUGCUCGCUUUACAGUAUCAUUCACACCAACAGAAGCAUGUGACCAUGUUGUUAAUGUGUCUUUUAAUAAGAUGCGCGUGCCUGGCUGCCCUCUUGUGAUCGAAGUGUCUGAGGGCAGUGGCGGCGGCGCUCGCGUGACGUUACCCGGGCCGGCGCCACUGCACCAACCCGCAGCCCUCACGCUCCACCACCCCACCGCCACGCUUGACCAGAUCGAAGUCAACGUCGAGGGUCCGAACGGAGCGUCGGUACCGGCCGCGGUGUCGGCUGCGGGCGCCGGCGUGUUCCGAGCGGAGUUCGUGCCGCGAGCCGUCGGCGAACACCGCCUCAAUGUGCUCGUUGACUCAGCGCCGAUACCCGCUAGUCCUUUCCAUUUGAAAGUAUAUGAUGUUAACGCAAUAAGAGUUAAAGAUGUUGCACAUGGGAUCGUCGGAAAACCUGUUACAUUUUUGGUGGAGACCAUGGCAGCGGGUCCCGGUAAUCUGGAAGUGACUGUGAACGGUGGCCGAGUCCCAACAGGCGCUGCCGCUCAGGGCGCCCACACAUACGCUAUAAGCUUCACGCCAAAAGAUCCAAGGCCACACACCGUCGAAUUGCGAUUUAAUGGAGAUCAUGUACCAGGCAGCCCGUUCAUAUGUCACGUGUCUGCGCCGGCGCGGGUGAUCGGCGCCGGCUCGAGCGAGUCCCCGGACAAGGUGUCGGUAGGCGAUGCGUACAAGUUCAACGUGGACUCGCCCACCUCGCCGCAUGUCGAAGUGCUCGGCCCUGCGAGGCGGCCUGUCCCUGUACAGAUGUCAGCUGAAGAUACUAUUGGUGAAAAUGAAGCAAGUAAACGUUACACCAUCUCAUUUGUUCCUGUCGAUGUCGGAGAUCACAGUAUAGAGGUACGUGCUGGGUCAACCGGUGGACACGUGGAAGGCAGCCCUUUCCUGGUGAAGGCGUAUAGUGCAGCGCGCGUGUCCGUCACCGACAUCUCGCCCGGUGUCGUCGGCAGGCCCGUCUCCUUCACUAUUAACGCGUCGCAUGCCGGUGCUGGCAACUUGGAAAUAAUUGUAGCAGUAAAUGGAAGAAACGUGCCAAAUUUUGUUCAAAGUGAGGGGAAUGCCAGAUUUAAGGUGAACUUCAAGCCGGUGGAGGCGGCGCUGCACACGCUGUCGGUGCGGUUCAACGGGCACGCGGUGCCGGGCUCGCCGUUCACAUGCGCGGUGUCGGCGCCCGCGCACGCGGCCGACGCGCGCGCCGCCGGGCCCGGCCUCGCCUCCGCGCCCCGCGCACAGCCCGCAGACGUACACCUCACGGGAUUCCACUCGGGCGAGCCGGCGGUGUUCGUGACGGGCCCGGGCGGCAGCAGCGUGCGAACCCGGCUGACAGCAUUAGGCGAGGGCCGAUACACAGCGACAUACACGCCGGAGGCUGUCGGCCGCCAUUCCGUGCAGGUCACCUGCGCCGGCAGACACGUGCCCGGCUCGCCCUUUACUUGCAACGUGUACGACGUGAGGAGGGUCAGGGUCACCGGACUUGGACCUGGAGAACUAGAAGGCACAUUAGAAGGUCUGAGUUUGGACGAUGGAGCGGAUGAAGAGCGAGGUGUGGAGGUCGGCAAGCCAGUGACGUUCAGUGUGGACGCGGCCGGCGCUGGUGAAGGCACGCUCGAAUUGGUCGUGUCUACACCCUCCACUACCGUUAAGGCUGAGGUUGUUGCAGUGGCGCGCGGUCUAUACGAUGUGACGUUUGUGCCGGUGUCACGCGAACCGCACCGCGUCUCUGUCACAUUCAACGAGCAGCCUGUGCCUGGCAGCCCCUUCGUGUGUCGUGUUAGUGAGCCGCACACAUACGUACAGAUCGGUGGCGUAGCAACAGUAGAAAUAGACGAGACCCUCAACGACGUGGAAGUUCUAUCGCCCACCGGCACUCGUGUAACUGAGGCUCGUAUCGAGGACACCGGCCUCCUCACGUUCCCGGCGAAUCGCGUUGGCAGAUACGUAGUUAGGGGCUCGAGGGGGCCGAUCGCUGAAGUGGAAGCGUUAGAUGCUGCCGCUGUCAAAGUGCUGUCUAUUGGUGACGCUGUUGCACACCGACCGGCGAUAUUGACUGUUAGCACGCAAGGCGCAGGCGCGGGUCGUCUAUCGGGCCGCGUGUGGUGCGGAGGUCAGCCAGUGCCGCACUCGGUGCGGCGGCGGGGCGGCGGCCGCCAGGAGCUGGUGUGGCACCCCGCGCGGCCAGCACCGCACCGCCUCGCGCUGCUCUGGAGCGGCGUGCCGAUCGCACGCGAACCGCUUCUCGUCGACGUGCUGCCCGCACACCAUGGACAGGAGGUAUCAGCAUCAGGGUUAGGUUUGUACCAAGCGCAAGUGGGCCGGGUGGCGUCGUUCAGUAUCGAUACACUCGGGAGGCCGGCUCGCGAGUUCGACGUGGUAGUCUCGGGGCCCGGCUCUAGGGCCUUACCUGUACGGUGCUAUCAAACUAAAUCGGGCUUGUUGCAAGCUGAAUAUACUAUUACAGAAGUAGGACAGAGUACUAUUGAAGUAUUACAUCUUUCAAAGCCCGUCUCUGGCAGCCCGUAUACAUGCGAAUCGUUUGAUCCCCAUAGAGUCAUACUGUCCGGAUUGCCCUCUGGCAACAUCAUAGCACAUACGCCUAUAAAUUUCACAGUGGAAACAAAAGACGCGGGCGUAGGCGAACUGGAGGUGGUGUGCGAGGCGACGGGGGAGCGCCGCAUCCGAGUGCCGGUGGACGUGCGCGAGGACGGCCGCGUGCACCGCGUGCGGCUCCGGCCCUGUCUACCCGCACACUACCGCAUAUACAUCACUUACGGCGGCGCGAGCGUGACGGGUAGCCCAGUAUCUUUGGGCGUGCUGGGAGCGGGUACUGGCGGUGCCGCUGGUGCUCGCUGUGCUGGCACUGGACUUUCACACGCACACGUCGGCAAAGAGGCCGCCUUCACUAUUCACUGCGUCGACGACGCACCGCCCACUGUGCAGGUUGAAAGGCUGACAGAAGGUAAAGAAGACAACGCAGAGUCCGGCCUAUUGGAGUGUCGGGUGGUGAGCGGAGCGCCACGUGAGUGGCUCUGCGCGUACAUACCGCUUGUGGUGGGCCAGUACGAAGUGCGGAUAUUCACCGCAUCGGGACCGCUGCCCGGAAGUCCGUUCUCCGUAAAAGUCAUAGAUACAUCGGCUAUAGUGCCAGUAGGCGGUUGGGGAGCAGAUAAUUCUGGUCGCGUGCGAGCGCCCUCCAAAUUAGUUUUGGACACCAGCAACGCCGGGCCGGGCACACUUGAAUGCUUACUUGCCGGUAGACAUCAACGCGUAGAAACAGUAUCAGGUCGCGCGGUAGUGACGUUGGCGGCCGCCGAGGGUGUGAGUGGGGAACAAGAGUUAGAGCUGACGUACAACGGCGCACUGGUGGGCGGAGCGCCGCGUCGGGCGCUGGUGGCGUCCGGCAACACGGCCGACCGCGUCACGCUCGCCGGCCGCGGACUAGCGCAUGCGGCGCCGCACACGCCCGCUGUAUUCACUGUCGAUGGUAGCGCAGCAGGCCCGGGUGCUCCCGAGGCGUCGUUAACUUCCCCAGAGGGUGAGAACAUUCCGGUGGCGCUAGCGGCAGCCGGACCCGGCCUAUGGCGUGCUACUUACACUCCGCGCCGAGCUGGCGACCACCAGCUACGCGUGCUCUGGGCCGGUAGACUCGUUAAAGGAUGUCCACUGACAGUGAACGUGUCGGCGGGGUCCGAGAGCGGGGAUGCAUCCCGCGUAGUGUGUUCAGGCGCGGGGCUUGCAACCGGCGUGGUGGGCCGCGAAAUACGCUCCUGGAUAGACACCCGCCGCGCCGGCCCUGGGGAACUCACUGCACACUGUACUGGUCCAAAUAAGGUGGCAUAUUGCGAAUUGUACGAGCACGGGGACGCUACGUUCACAUUGAACGUGAAGCCCGCGGAGCCAGGCCGCCAUAUGCUGAGUAUACAAUUCGCGGGCGAGCACGUGCCCGGCUCGCCAUUCGUGCUCAAAGUUGCUGGGGCGCCUGACCCGUCUAAGGUCCGUGUGUAUGGCCCGGGCGUGGAGCCGGGCGUCCUAGCAACGUUCCAGUCGCGGUUCCAUUGCGACACUCGCGGCGCCGGCGCCGGUCAGCUCACGGUGCGCGUGCGCGGCCCUAAAGGCGCCUUCCGCGUCGAGAUGCAGCGCGAGAGCCAAAAAGACCGCACCAUCAUAUGCAAGUUUUCGCCCACCGAACCCGGCGAUUACCGGGUGGAGGUCCGAUGGGCGGGCCGCCACGUGCCCGGAUCACCAUUCCCCGUUAUGAUAUUCGACACUCAAGAAGAACUGCGUCGAUAUCUGCAAGCGACCGCCGCCUGACACUAGCGUAUCACUAGUAUUCCAAACGUUCAAUGCAGUCAAGUGCACACGGGUGGAGUAAACGGUAUAAUAACAUAGUCAUAUACUAACUAUAACUAAAAUAUUGUAAAUUGAAAGAAUAAAGUAGCUAGAAUUAAGUCAAAAAAGUUAUUAUGACUUUUUAGCUUCCAGGCAAUACUAAAUUUAAAAAAAAAAAAUACAAAUUUACGUCUAGACAAUUACUAUUUCACAACUGAUAGGGUAACCGAUCAGUAGUACAGUAAGCUUGGAAACUGUUCGCUAUCUUUUUUCUGCCUGUGUACCCUCGGCUUGACUGGUGUAUAGAUUGUAACGAAUGCGGAUGUAAUUAUUAGAUUUUCCAAUUAAAUUUGUGUAGUUUAAAUGACUUUGAGCAUUAUUAUUCGUGGCUAUAAUAUUUUUAUAUAUUUUUUUAAUAUUAAAAGUUUAAAUAUAGAGAAUGCAUUAAAUUUCUAUCGUAUUAGUAGAAAUUUUCAUAUUUAUUAUGUCGAAAUUACUUCACAGGUUGUUCAAUUACAAAAAAACUCUAGAAUACAAUUGAUAAACCACUAAUAUUAAUAUAUACUCGUGCAAUAUAUAUAUAUAUAUAAUUGUCCCUUCACUAGGAACUUGCCAAGUCGAACUGUCUCUCACAAUCAGUAUCCACUAAGAGCUUGCGCCCGUUAUAGGCAUGACAACCUUUUCGGAUUGCCUUUUAGGUUAGUCAUAAUUCAGAACUAUUGCUCAAUAAAAAUAGUUUUCGCUUACGUCACCUGCAUAUAUAUAUCCACUUUCAUUGAGUAAUAGUUCCGACUAAUACUGCCUUGAUAUCUCUUGGCUAUUAUCUACUCAGAAUUUUCUUUGUUUAAUUUACUCAAAUUUUACAAUUUACACAGUUUAUUUAUUUAUUUCAACCCUAUCGCUUUAAGCGAUAAGUUCGCCAUUUUGAUGCAUUUAUCAGGAAUAUACCACUUUUUUUUUUAAUUAACUGCUAUGGUUUACAUGGAAUGUGGGGAGAGGGAUGUGAAGAUCGACCAGCUUGAGUAUAUUCCUAGCAAUGGGUUUGCUUCUCUCUAUUUCGAACGCUCCUCAAUCGAAUAGUAAUGCUUAAUUAUUAUAAACUGUGCAUUGACUAAAGCAUCGUAUACAAUGACAUAUAGAGAUUAGAUUAUGUACAACGUUCAUUUGUAAAUAUGGUAUUGUUUAUUGGCAAGUAUAUUGUGUGCAAGUUUACGAAGAAUAUUCAAGUCUUUUCUUUUAAGUAUACAAUACGAGUAAAUAAUAAUAUUUUUUACAUACAUUUUAAUGGUAUGGUUGAAUGAGUGCAUGAUUUUGUAUUUAAGCGAAUUUAUCGCUUUCUAAACUUUAAUAAUCGAAAAUUAUUUAGCUUAACUAUUGGAGUAUUUUGGGUGUGUUAAAAAAAAUUAUGACUAUUAACAGAUAUGUCGCAUUUCCAUAUUUUUUAUUUCGACAAAUUGAAUUAAAUAGUCUAUUCAAUAUAAGAUAAUUUCUAACUUAUGUAUUUAAUGGUGUAAAACGCUAAUUGAUUUAAAACGUUUGUAACCGACGAGGGGAUAUUAGAACCACUAUGAUAUUAUUAAAUAAUAGGUGUUUUGUAUUUCGCUAAAACAUUAAAAUGUAUUUUUAGCAUUUAGAUGUAAUAAGUCAAUUAAUAUUUGUAAUUAUAACAAAUUCAUUUCCCAUUCGAUUCUCGUAAGCAAGUACACUCUAAUGCAGUUAUAAGCAUAAUAAACUGUUUAAUUGUUAAAAUUAAUUUAUUAAUGGCGACAUUUAGUCUUACCACCUAACUGAAUUAUAACUAAUUACUUUUCAUUUUUUAUAUAUAUCACGGCCUAUGUGAAUUACAAUAUUAUAUUGUAUCUCGGUUGAGUGAUAUUGCUGAGUUAUUAAUUCAGUUACUAAUAAAAAAUAUUGUUAAUAAAUACAACUUUAUUUACU
Molecule: messenger RNA, 10905 nt
Organism: Galleria mellonella (greater wax moth)
Lineage: Eukaryota; Metazoa; Arthropoda; Insecta; Lepidoptera; Pyralidae
Gene: jbug
Product: filamin-A
Exons: 54
Coding region: 250-8949 (2899 amino acids)
Biological process (GO): actin cytoskeleton organization
Molecular function (GO): actin filament binding
Source: RefSeq, a predicted model, not a curated record